AUGAGCUCAAGGUUUGCGUGCCUUAUCCUUGCACUUGCGGUCGCUGCAGUCUCCGGAAUUGCUAUCGAGCGUCGUAAUGUCCUGCCGUUCGAAGUCUACCCCACACUGGCCCCCGACGAUAAACCUAUAGAGGAACGUGGAGGACUACCGUUCAACAUCUACCCAACUCUUGCUCCUGAGGCAAAGCAAGUCGAAGAGCGUAAUGUGCUGCCGUUCAAUAUCUAUCCUACUCUUGCACCUGAAGCCACACGGGUUGAAGAACGCGGAGUCCUACCCUUCAACAUCUAUCCGACCCUGGCUCCGGAGAGUGCAGUGCCCAAGGUUGCUUGCCUGUGUUGA
This is a messenger RNA of Mycena indigotica, 339 nucleotides long. RefSeq lists its product as uncharacterized. The transcript is spliced from 11 exons. Bases 1 to 339 code for a protein of 112 amino acids. NCBI's taxonomy places the organism in Eukaryota, Fungi, Basidiomycota, Agaricomycetes, Agaricales, Mycenaceae. The record is from RefSeq and is a predicted model, not a curated record.